AUGAAACUUCAGUUCCUACAGGGUACAAGGAACAUAAAGCAGCAACAAAAAAGGAACAUCUGUUGUAUCUAUCUGGUCCUAGCUAGUUCUUCCUGUUAGCAUUUACUUAGGCCAGUGUAAGUGCAACUUACAUUUAACAAAAUUAUCUUCUGUCCCACCCUAUACUGCAAAAACUGUGAGGAUAUAUAUAGACAAUAUAGAAACAAAAGAAUUUUCUGGAAGUAGUUGAUUUAGUUGAAUCAGUCUCUGUUAAGCCAUUUAUGCCUCUUUGAUGGAUGCAGAGGUGAUGUUGGUGAGUAUGGCUCUGAGGCUGCUAGAUCAUCAUCACAUGCCUCUUUGUGUGUCGGUGACGACGAAGGCAAUGAUGAUGAAGAUGAUGGGGAGGACAACGACGAGGAGGAACAAUGGCUAUCAUCUUCAAGAUUUCUUUUGCAAACUCUUCUUUCUCCACUUCCCUCUGCUUCUCCUUUAAGAAUGAAUUCUUUCAACCGUUUCACAUCUGAUAGUUUUACCGGCUUCACAAGAAACUCCUCUGCCCCUUCUUCCAAGCAUCUGUAAGUAGAAAAUAAGCUAUUAAUACCACUAGCAUAUUCGGGUAAUGUUGUCUUUGAAUCAAACGUAUAGACUGGGGCUGCAAAAAUCAAAAAUAUAAAAUGCUAGGGCUGCCCCAGUUAACUUCCCCUUACAUUUAAAGUUCCUUGCAUAUAUUUUCUUGAGAAUUAUGAAAUCAUAAGAUUUCCUCAGAUUUGGACGACAAUAUUCAAAUAGGAAAUAAUUUAACUUAUGGAAAAUGUUGACAUGAUUCCCUUAAAUUAUACAUAAUUGGAACAACACACCUUGUAGAUCAUCAAUCCAGGAGUAAAAUAAUCAACGAGUCACGGUUUAGGUCAGAUAAUGACAACUUAACCAGAGAUAUUCAAUCUUUACUUUUUUUGGCCACAUAAUCACAUCUUUAUUUGAUCUUGCCAUAAUAACUUUAGUUGGUAUAA
Rubroshorea leprosula is the source of this 989-nucleotide messenger RNA. The record is from the annotation of a GenBank genome assembly. NCBI's taxonomy places the organism in Eukaryota, Viridiplantae, Streptophyta, Magnoliopsida, Malvales, Dipterocarpaceae.